AAACGUAACACUACUCAUUCAUACCCAAAAACGGCAUCAAAAACACGUUUUCAAGGCAGCUCCAAUAAUCAGUCCGUGUGUGCACUGGAGAUGAGCAUCGUCGGCAACUUUCCGAUCCAUUCCGAUUCAGUCAUCGUUUGUAUCGAUAAAGGUUCGCUUUAUCCCGAAGGUGAUCGAUUGAGCGCCAAACUGAAAACGCUGUAGUGCAUAGUGUAGUCAAAACAAUGGUGAUAUAUCACAGUAUUUUUGAUUUCCAGGCUCCAGAAACAGACCUGAGAAACGAUGAUGUUAGAAGUCAGCUGUUCAAAAUUUUAAGGAAGUAUCACGCGACAGGUCCUGUGGUUUCGACUGAACUGGAAGACGGGAAGAGCUUUUUGUUUGUCUUUAUCGGAAAAGAUGGCGGGCACUGGACUCUUCGAAGUUUCUCCUCGGGUUUGGUUACUUUGGAUGUCAUGCAAUAUGGGAAAGAGGAAUCUGGAGAGGAAUUAGCCGUCUCUAAAGAUCAGUUAAAAAAUUUAGCAAAGGAGAUAUUUGAUGUGAUUUCACCUCUGAAAUCAUUGCUUUUGCCACCAAUAAGUAGAGGUGCCGAUAUGAACACAUAUUAUCCUACAGAAGAUGGUCUUUUGAUUCAGUAUGACUUUGACAGACUGAUAUAUGAAACCAAUUCACCUCACCAAAACAUCAAAGUUCUUCACUCACCACAGUUUGGAAAUAUGCUUAUCCUUGAUGGCGAUAUCAACCUUGCUGAAAGUGAUAUUAUGUAUACUAAGACAAUUACAGGAAGUGGGAGAGAAGACUUUAAGGACAAAACAAUUCUCAUUCUUGGGGGAGGAGAUGGUGGUAUUCUUAAUGAACUCUUACAGUACUCCCCUAAGUUUGUUACAAUGGUAGAUAUUGAUGAAGAAGUCGUAAACUGUGCCAUAAAAUAUCUACGAGGGAUAUGUGGGGACUCUUUAGAUAACCUUUCUGGUGAACAUCACAAGGUACACAUAGAUGACUGUGUGAAACAGUUAGAACAAUACAUUAAGGAAGGCAGGACAUUUGACUAUGUUAUCAAUGAUUUAACAGCCAUUCCUGUAACCAAAGAACCAAGAGGUUCCUUGUGGGAUUUUUUGAGAUUAAUUCUUGAUCUGUCCUUGAAGGUUCUUUCACCCAAUGGAAAAUAUUUUACUCAGGGUAACAGCUUUAACAAGCCAGAAGCAUUACUAAUGUAUGAGCAACAGUUAGCUAAGCUUUCAUGUCCUGUGGAGUACAGAAAAGAAGGUGCAUUUGUACCCUCCUACCACGAAAAAUGGGUAUUCUACGAGAUACGGAAAACAGAUCAAAGUGCGAAGUCGUAACAGACAAUACUUACAUCGCCUUGGAAUGGACGGAAGCAAUAUUAAUACAACAAUAUUAUGAUAGCUACAAAAUAAAACAAGCUAGC
This is a messenger RNA of Orbicella faveolata, 1426 nucleotides long. Its product is annotated as spermine synthase-like. Gene Ontology annotation, biological process: spermine biosynthetic process. Lineage: Eukaryota; Metazoa; Cnidaria; Anthozoa; Scleractinia; Merulinidae. The record is from RefSeq and is a predicted model, not a curated record. Gene Ontology annotation, molecular function: spermine synthase activity.